UCGGGACCACACACAGCUAGAGAAGAGGAGUGAGAAAGGGGGAGAGAAAACACAGAUAUUGGCUGCUGAGGAUGCACUGGCAGGCAAGAAGUUCUCCCCAUGACCACAGCUAGGUUGACAGUGGGAUGGAUGGAGUGACGGAGCUGCCUUGAGCCAUGAAAGCAGGAGGUGACAUGAAGACUGCUAGAAAGACUGUGUGUGUUUUUGUGCUGCUCACCAUCACCAAGGCCAUGAUAACAGCAGGGAACUACAGAUUGUCAGCAACAGUAGGUAACAGCUCCGUGUUCACUUGCCCUCAGAAAUCAAAUAUAACUAUGGUAACAUGGAAAAUAAGUCCCAAGGUUGGAGGACCCUGCACCCUGGGAUACAGGGCUGAUCAGAACAAGACAGACAGAACAAACUGCAGUGACAGCAUGAACUGGAAAUUCAGACCAGAUCGGGAUCCUACCCUCGAGAUACGGCAAGUGAAAAUAGCCCAUGAGGGAAAUUACACCUGUGAAGUAGUAGCACCAGAAGGGAAUUUCCACGAGACACACCACCUGACUGUGCUGGUCCCUCCCAAGCCAACCCUGUCCUGUGAUGACCAAGGGAACCCCGUGUGCCAAGCAGCAGCAGGGAAACCGGCUGCCCAGAUCUCGUGGGUCCGAGAGAGCAACUCCACCCCCAAUGAAGAAGGCCAUGACGAUGGGACAGUGACUGUUUUGAGCAAGUUCACAGCACACAGCACCAAAGUGACUAAUGCAACCUGCAUUGUGUCCCACCCAGCUGGGAACUGGAGUGCGUCCAUAGCCUGUCCUCCACGUAAGCUCCUCUUUGUGCAUUCAGCAUUCAAAAUCAUGAACUACACAUGA
Calidris pugnax (ruff) is the source of this 851-nucleotide messenger RNA. Its product is annotated as cell surface glycoprotein CD200 receptor 1-A-like. The transcript has 4 exons. Gene Ontology annotation, cellular component: external side of plasma membrane. Bases 156 to 851 code for a protein of 231 amino acids. The record is from RefSeq and is a predicted model, not a curated record. Gene Ontology annotation, biological process: regulation of neuroinflammatory response. Lineage: Eukaryota; Metazoa; Chordata; Aves; Charadriiformes; Scolopacidae. Gene Ontology annotation, molecular function: signaling receptor activity.